Messenger RNA from Suillus plorans, 4191 nucleotides. RefSeq lists its product as uncharacterized. Lineage: Eukaryota; Fungi; Basidiomycota; Agaricomycetes; Boletales; Suillaceae. The transcript has 7 exons. Gene Ontology annotation, cellular component: nucleus; chromosome; cytoplasm. Gene Ontology annotation, biological process: double-strand break repair via homologous recombination. Gene Ontology annotation, molecular function: four-way junction helicase activity; ATP binding; 3'-5' DNA helicase activity. The coding region runs from base 1 to 4191 and encodes 1396 amino acids. The record is from RefSeq and is a predicted model, not a curated record.
AUGGUCUUUCGAUGCUCUUUCUGCUCCGCAUCUUUCGACGCCAAGAAUGCUUAUAACACACAUACUAGGAAAUGCACGCCGACUAUCACUUUCAAAUUGUCCGGAGAGGAAAUCACCAUAAAUCGAAAUGCUCGUGGAGUAUUCUUAUGCUACUGUUCUGAUCCCAACUGCCCCCGUCCGACCGGUUAUUCUACUCUCGACAGUCUCAAAGCCCAUCAGAAGAAGAUUCCAAAUUGCCAUUGGGUUCCAGAGAAGCUCAGGGCCGCAAACGACGCAAGUCUUGCUAUUAUGGUUUCUCAGGAGCCUGAGCUCGAAGACCUCAACGCGGCUGCUUCUCUCGAUAGCAGGCCUGCUGAUGCCAUAAUGUGUUCUCCUACAUUGAAAGAAUGCGAUCCUAUCCUAAGGAUGGUGGCCGUGCCCGCCGCAAAUGCUGGCAUUGAUACACUGUCUACCACCGAGGACGGGGAAAAUAUUGACGCUCGAAUGCGUUCGCCUUCACCUAUUAACUCUACGAUGUCGAUGUCCAUAACUGAUGCAAGGCAAAAUCUACUUGAUUCCCUGUCUAUCCUGCCCAGGCCCCGCUCGCCAGAUGCAUCUGUGCCGCCGCACCAGGGUCCAAGUUUUAUCCGUGAUUCAUACCUCGAUACUCUUAACCUGGCGGUGAAUGCAGAAUUCAAAUUCCUUUGCUGCGAACUCUGCGAAACGGCCGUACUAGCCAAGCAUGCGGCAAGUCAUGUAAAGAAACAUCAGGGCUUGAAAUUUGACUCAACCAAAUUUCGCAAAGCUAUAUCGGAAGCUGGGGUCCUACCAGACUUACCUAUAGUAUCAUCUGUUAGAUCGCCCGUACAGGGACUAUCCAUCCAGGAGGCCUUUGCGUGCAACCACUGUAGCAAGGUUCUGUUGUCAGCAAAGAAAAUCGGGGAGCACCAUGCUGGUCAACAUAAAGACGCACCCGCUGCUAACGCAUGGAGACCUUGCAAAGCGCAGCGUUUCCAAAAAGGAGGCGGACAGACUGGACACCAAUUGUUAUGGGAGGUCUCCGGUGACUCUGAGGCAGGUGCCACGACUACAGACCAGGUUAUUCUCGAUAUCCUGAACAAGAUAGGGGAGGAGUUAGUUGUUCCGACCGUGCCCCAGGAUGACCGCAUGGUCAGCCCCUGGUUGCUCACCACCCGGUGGCAUGAGCAUUCGUGCGGUCACCUGACUGAGCGUCUGCGCGAUAUGGUGGCAAUACCUAAGGACGAUGACGACGAAGACCUGCUGAAGCUUAAAGAGGCGGUGGGUGUAUACUUUCAGGAUGCUCUAGAUCUGUUACCCACAACAGACGAAAUCACUCUGCAAAGGCUCAACUCACCCGAUCCUAUAAAGCUCGGGAUAUCCAAUACGCCGUUUCAUAAGCAUCAGGAAAAGGAGACUAUGCGACGAUAUAUCCUACCUAUAGUGGCCUUGCUUGCAAUGCUUAUACGCAGCGAUGAGUCCAGCGAUUAUCAUAUUCCAAUGCCUCCCGAUUUACAGCGCCUCGUUAUCGCCUUGGACAGCAGCGUAGCCAGAAAUUCCCCAUGCCAGUUAUGCGACAUAUCUCUUAUCGUCCACCAAAUCUUGAUGUACAUCUGGACCACGAAAUGGAAGCGGACGGCCGAAAAUCUCAUACCAGAUCCCACAGAACGCUGUCUGGCGCUUCUGACGCUGCAGAAAGAUGGGUCGUUUAAAGAGCCCAAGGACGUCACCGGGAUUAUAGCCAAGGACGAGUACUGUAUCCGACUGGCCUUUCUCACUGAAAUCAGAAACAGAGUGGCGUUAGGAGAGGCAGAAGAUGAAUCUGCUGCUUUUGAUCAACUAGAGCCACAUCUGACGGAACAUAAUCACUACACCUUCUCUCGUCUUCGUUCCUUGCAGCAUCGCGCCUCAUCUCUUGCAUAUAGCGCUGCAGGCCUUCCUAGUAUCUGGUGGACUGAUGCAACCACCUGGCGCACCAUGCUUUACAAAGGCAAUCGCAUUGACCUAGAUGAUGUGCGCAAGAUGUUGGCCGACACAGAGGCCAAACUAGUGGAUUUGUGGGAAAACUCCGUGUUAAAGGGCUUGCAUAUUAGGAUCGACUACCGCGCCAUCGCUGAUGACUUGACCAACAAAGACGUUGGAUACUCCUUCCUGUCUGACCCACGGAACCCGUGCUUUGCUAGAAGAGACCGGCUACUGGACGCAUUCUUUCACAAUAAAGAUAUAUUUGGCCACUUUGGAGUAGUACGCGAGGGCAAAAUGAUAUGGAAUAAAGGAAACCUCAGGAGAUGGCUGCAAGAUUACGCCGAUUUCCACAGCCUUCUGCUACUUCGAUGUGAGAUGCUGAGUGGAGCUCCUGGACGAGGAACGGAACUGACGGCCAUGACGUAUCGCAAUACCAGUACCCGACCAACGCGUAAUCUCGUCAUUCUAGGCAAACAUGUGGCGAUGCUUUGUCUUUAUUCAAAGACGGGUGCCCUCACUGGAAAGGACAAGUUGAUACCACACAGCUUAGACGCGGUCACCGGCGACAUUCUCGUUCAGGAUCUCGCUCUUGCCAGACCUUUUGCAGAAUUUGCUGCUUCCGUCUGCUUUCUCGACACGACCCGGGUCAAGGAGCUAUAUCGCCAGCAAAUGUUUAUCAAAUUUGAUAGACUGUUCAACUCCAGCGACCUAUCCUCCGCUAUGACACGUCACAGCCUUCCAGCCCUCAAUUACGGUUUAACGAUCAAUUCGUGGAGGCACAUACAGACUGCUUGGAAGCGGAAGUUUAGGUGUUCAGCUGAAGAUCUUCUCGAAGAAGAUACGGAAGACACUGUAGACGCUCUGCAAGCCGGACAUUCACGCGCAACAGAGAAUCGCUUGUAUGGACUCAGCGUGGAGACUCUAGCAGGCCCAGCUGAAGACGUGCUACCGUUGUUCUUGAAUGCCAGUACCACGUGGCAGAUCAGAUGCAAGACCGUUCCAGGAGGAGCCUUGCUUCCGUAUGCUGAAGCUCGAUCCAACCAUAACCACAGUCCCCCUGCGCUGACGCAGGAUGCCAGCCGGAGCAAAGGAGCACCGUCAAACACCUCACUAGCGCCAAAUGCGGAUGAUGUCGCGCACAGAGUAAUCGAGCUGCUAAUGCCAGUUCUCACCAGUACGAUACAGGCGACUAUCUUCAAUGCCGUGGCUAGUCUUCCUAAAGUCACACCGCCGCCGGUCUCCGGGGGUAUGCAUAACAGCGUCCCAGUCCAUCAACAUCAGUUCCAGGACGAGUCAGAAGAGGACUAUGCCUCAGAGGCUGAAAGUUGCGUCGAUGAAGUCCCGAACAUGGAGAAGAAUCCCAGAGAACCAGAGUCACUGACUAUUUCAUCAAAUGUCCAACCGCCGCCAUUACGUACGCCCAACAUCGACAUAGUAGAUCAUGCUCUGACAGCCAUGAGAACAAUAUUGCAUGAUCAAUCAGUCGCCUGGGCUUCUGAGCAACAACGCCAGGCAAUGGCUGCAGUGCUGGCCCAGCAGAUUGAUGUGAUAGCCGUUCUUCGUACUGGUGGAGGUAAAUCUAUGCUAGCCGUCAUUCCAAGUAUACUGGAGAAAGACAGAGGCGCUACAGUCCUAGUCCUGCCUCUAAACUCUUUGAUGAUGGACUUUCAGCGACGGCUCAAAGGCAUGAGGGUGCCAUUCCAGAUCUAUGGUGCCAACCAAGGCGGUCUCAAUCCGAGAGAAAAUCUCAUUCUGGUUACAGCCGACCAGGCUCGUACAAAAGGCUGGAGAGAAUCCAUAGCAGUUCUCAACCAGCGCAAGCGCAUAGCCCGGCUUGUGAUUGAUGAAGCUCAUCUUCCUCUUAUCGCCAAUGACUAUCGGGAGGCCCUACGACACAUCUAUGAACUUCGCAGCCUAGCUGUACAGAUGGUUCUUCUCACCGCCACCCUGCCACCCGCUUCUGUUUCUGAUCUCAAGUCAUCUUUUGGUUUGGGAGAGGACGCCUUGGUGGUCAGACAGUGUACCAAUCGUGAGGAGCUGACCUACUUCCUUGAAAAGGUACCGCCCACAGAUCUCAUAUCCAGAGCUGUUGCGUAUCUUGGAACAGGGAGAGGGCUACUUGGGAGAACCGUGAUAGAGCUCUGGUAUUUGUCCCUACUCUUGCCCUUGGAGAGAGAGUGGCGGAAGAAGUGGACUGUUCCUUUUAUAAUGGGAAUAGGCGCAGCAUGA